This is a messenger RNA of Durusdinium trenchii, 1324 nucleotides long. The record is from the annotation of a GenBank genome assembly. Lineage: Eukaryota; Dinophyceae; Suessiales; Symbiodiniaceae.
GUAAGUUUCAAGUUCGCCCCUGUCCGCAUUGGCCAUUGCCAUGCCACUGGACCGUGAGCUCUCGCAGCGGCUGGAGAGGAGGCGGGGCCGAGCAGAUGCAGAUGCAACAUCUCCUGCUGAACCCGCUGUGGACCGGGAACGCUACGAGGCGCACAUCGAUCAAGAGUUGAAGUCCAAGUUACGGCAGCAGUCGGAGCUGAUCAUGCGUCAGACCAACUCGGGGAUGAGCGACUCGUGCAAGAGACCGACUCGCUACGAGGCGCACAUCGACCAGGAGUUGGCGAAGAAGUUGCAGAAACGUCAGACGGAGCUGCAGCUUGAGGGUGAAGGCAGACCUCGGUCUACCAAGGUAGAGGGCCUCCGUGGUAAUUCCACGUUUGAAGCCCACAUUGACAACGAGCUCGCAGCCAAGCUGCGGAAACGGCUGGAGGUGGAAAUGGCUCCCCAAACGGCCGCUCCUGCGGCUAGGCUCGAGAAAGACGAGGUGCGACAAAACCCAGGAGAUGGAGACGGAGACCUGGAUGGAGAAUUGGCGCAAAGGUUACGCCAGCGCAGACAAGUUGUGAACGCACAGGGGGACGUUUUCGAGAAGGGUGCGCAGCAACAGGCGAGGCCGCAGAUGGCUGAGGUCCUGGACCAGAUACAGAGCAUACCUGAGACCAAGCAAAAGCGCCGAUUUUGGUGGCUAUUUUGCUGCUCAUUGGUGGUGACUGCUUAUGGAGCUUACCAGCUGCAGCCUGUCGAGUGAAGGUGUGUGAGAGCGUCACUCGGAACGUUGGACCCUGAGCCAUGCGCUUGAGAUUCUGCCGCGGCAAAUUCGUGCACUCCUUUGCCUGAAGCUUUAAGUGGGCAAAGGCAGAAUUUGAUGAAUUGCAAGAGACCGAUAUCUGGCAUCAAAAGCCAAAAGUUCGCCAAGAGCCUGACGUGCGGCGGAUUCAAUGAGCGACGCUGCAGCGAGACUCGCAAACCUAAGAGCUACAUGAACGAGUUGUAGAUGACACUCACACCGUCAAUCUAGGCAUGUAUGAAACUCAGAAUUCAGUGGCACCCAACCAAUCUACUGAAGUCGUUCUGAGCUUCAGAAAAAAGGACACAUGUAAAGUGGCAAAACAUCGUCGUAGACAGCCUGUACAACAAUUGAACUUCCAUCAUGAAGCUCUAUGUAGGUAUGUUUGGAGGGCUAUUACAUUUGCCCCGCCCUCUUUCCUGGUACGUGACAAGACAAGCUGGUCUUUUUGGCGGGCAGCUGGCAUUGGAUUUUUGUGCAUACACAUACGCGUGGCCCACAGACAUUCCUGCAGCCAUGUGUAAAUAGCAUGACAAG